Messenger RNA from Microthlaspi erraticum, 363 nucleotides. NCBI's taxonomy places the organism in Eukaryota, Viridiplantae, Streptophyta, Magnoliopsida, Brassicales, Brassicaceae. The record is from the annotation of a GenBank genome assembly.
AUGGGAAGCAAAGCUUUUGUCUCAAUUAUCUUAGUUGUAUCCCUUUGUGCUACCAUUUUUGUCACUCAAGGAGUAGCUCAAGUGCAACCACCCCCAACAAUUCCUGGGUUUGUCCUGCCUGGUUCACCUAUAGAUUUGGCUAAAUGUUGGUCGUCUCUUUUUGACGUUGAAGGAUGUGUGCUUGAAAUCUCCAAAUCCAUUUUCUCUGGUAAGUUUGAAAAUGUUGAAGCUGCAUGUUGCAAGGUGUUCUCAACCUUAGACGCAAAUUGUUGGCCUCAAAUGUUUCCACUGAACCCAUUCUUCCCACCUCUCCUCAAGGAUAAUUGCGCUCGCAUCGUUCCCAACUCACCAGCACACAAGUGA